This is a messenger RNA of Durotheca rogersii, 2124 nucleotides long. RefSeq lists its product as uncharacterized. Bases 632 to 1552 code for a protein of 306 amino acids. NCBI's taxonomy places the organism in Eukaryota, Fungi, Ascomycota, Sordariomycetes, Xylariales, Xylariaceae. The transcript has a single exon. The record is from RefSeq and is a predicted model, not a curated record.
CUUAGGUACCGCCAGCACCAAAGGCGACUCUGCUCAUUUGAACAACCCCCUCCUAAAAAUACUGACCCGCUCCGAGCUUCCAGUUCGUUCGCCUUUCCGUCCUCUCGACCCUUCAUCACGCGUUUCCCGGAAGAUGACGUGGUCUUCCGGCCACUGCCAACCUGGCACCGCCAGCUCUAUACAGGCUAGAGAGAGCGCGAGGAGGAACGUGAGACCCCUGCGAUUGGAGCCGUCCGCCGAAGACCCAGUCGCGGAAGAGCGUUGCAACCAGAUGGAAGCACGUUUCCAUUAAUACCGAUUUAUGCUGGUGUCCUGUUGCGCCAGUCUGUGCCAGGUCAACGCCGUCACAUGAUACAUGGUUGAUCCCGUCUUCCUCCUCUGGCGCUCUCUCUCCUCCAGCUCCAGACUGUACAUGACCGUGCUUUGCCAAACCGCUUAUUACCACCGAGUAUAAAUAAUCCCGGGUUGCUGCUCACGUGUCUGGCCUCUCGCUCCGUCCCUGCCCUAUCCCCUCCCUCUCCCAUGCUUUCGCUCCCAAGAAGCGUCGCCCCUGUCCUCCAACCUAGUCACGUGCCCACUUGCACGGUCUGGCCUAGUCCUCCCUAGCUACCUACCCUUCUCCUCCGGCACCAUGGCUGGGACGUUCACGCGGACGAGUACGCCGCCGCGGGUGUUUCCUGUCGAUGUCUGCAACAGCCUCAGCCCCGAUCCUGUUCCCAUGCAUACCACUGUGGCUAUUCGACAGGACCCCCUCUCGGUGACCUUGGAUGGCUCCGCCAUCUUUGCUGUAUCCGCCCUGCUCAUCGUCGGCACCUACCUGAUGCAGCCGCCCUCGGUAGCCUUGACCAUUGGCUUGAUCACUGGCCUGCUCUUCAUCCAGAAUGACUACCAGAACUACUUGAAACUCGGCCCCGGCGGUACCCCGGCAACCUUCUCGGGCUACGUCCGUAUCAGCUGGCUCAAGCUCUGGGCCUGCCGGGAUCCCUUCCACCCCCUCCCCGCCGACCCCGACGUCCAGCCCACCGCAGGCAUCCUCCACAGGAAGCCCCUCCCGUGCCGCGGCGGCCUCCGCCCCGACGUCGUCGGGAUCGCACCCCAGCGACAGGUCAACCAGCCCGGGUCUCGGGAGUGCUACCUCGCACUGCGGCGCACCCUCGAGCUUCACGGCGAGCGCAACACGAGCGAGGUCGGCGUCGGCACCUCCUGCUUCGAGAAGCACGGCCUCAGCCUCUUCGCCCGCUACCCCUUCAACAAGACUUGCCAGGGCGAGAUCUGCCACGUGCACGACUCCGACUACUCUAUGCACCUGAGCCUGCACCCGGACGACGUCAAGGAGGUCAUCGAGAAGGGCUGGGGGCAGCGCCACCCCUUGACCAGCCAGUGCCUGCUCACAAUGCCCGUCCCCAAGCAGUUCACCAUGGUUUACGCUCCGCGCACCUUCGAGGAGCUGAGAGUCGUGUGCCAGAUUAUCGAGGCGGCCGGCUGGUGGGUGAGGGCGAAGGAGAUGAAGCUGGACAUGAUAAACAUCCCAAACAUGCCAGACACGGUAUAAGUCCUGCUUAGAGCCCUAGCACGUUGAAAACAGAAGAAAAAGAUUGCAACUACACACUAUAUGCUAGGGGUAGUUUUGGGAGGAGGUGGGAUCCUGGCCUCUAGUGUUAUCGUAGUUCUGAUGGUCGUCGUCAAGAACAGAACUAGACUUAGAAAAUCCGCAAUCGGCCUAGCUAGCCUUGCCAGCCAUUCCCCCUAAGCCAAAAAAAACAAAACACCAAAGGACAACGGGACGGAAAACGGAACGGGAAAAUGAAACGGAACAAAGACAAAAACAGGAUAACUAGAAUCUUGUCGCGUAGGAGAGCGAGCCAGCCUCAAGCGGCCCCGGGGGUGGAGCCGCACCUCCGGGGCAGGGAUCGAACCGAACAGGGAACAAUACACCACCUACUAAGUAGCCCAGGCGUACACGGAGCUGAGCUGCGGACACACUCAUUCCUCCUCCUCUUCUUCUCCUAGUUAGUUAGCUUCUAUUAGGUAGCACUGACCAUCUAGACCACCUUACCAACUACGUUUAGCCAACCCAUCCGGCUCCCAGGCAGCCCAUAAACCGCCCUUGGUGACAAGAGCAAA